Plectropomus leopardus (leopard coralgrouper) is the source of this 1264-nucleotide messenger RNA. It is a transcript of the gene med19a, whose product is annotated as mediator complex subunit 19a. The record is from RefSeq and is a predicted model, not a curated record. Gene Ontology annotation, cellular component: mediator complex. Gene Ontology annotation, molecular function: transcription factor binding; transcription coregulator activity. NCBI's taxonomy places the organism in Eukaryota, Metazoa, Chordata, Actinopteri, Perciformes, Serranidae. Gene Ontology annotation, biological process: positive regulation of transcription by RNA polymerase II.
CAUGCCACAAAGAAGUGAAGAGUCGAGUAGUUGACAGUCGGAUGGAUUCGUGGUAAACAUCCUCUCAAAUAAUAGGCCAUACACUUCAAGAAACCGGCUUUUUCUUUCCAUAUAAAUGUAUUGUUCGCGAUAGAUAUGACAGAAAUGUUUUCAACUCUGUUUGGGCAAAAUGAAGCUCAGGUACCUCCCGGCUCGUCGUCUCUGGGUUUCGGACCGGGAAAACCUCCGCCGCCUCUGCCGCAAAAUCAAGUCUCCAUGGCGGGCCAGAUGCCACCGCAGCUCGGGGAUGAGGGGCCUGCUCUGCGGAAGCCCGGAGCCAUGAAUGAACCGUUCUACUUACUGCGGGAGCUUCCUGUGGGAAACGAGCUAACGGGCAACACCAACCUCAUCACGCACUACAACCUGGAGCACGCCUACAACAAAUUUUGUGGAAAGAAGGUGAAGGAGAAGCUCAGCAACUUUCUACCAGAGUUACCAGGUAUGAUCGACUGUCCAGGCACUCAGGACGGCAGCUCGUUGCGCUCUCUGAUUGAUAAGCCUCCAGUGUGUGGGAACUCCUUCAGCCCACUGACAGGCGCUCUGCUCACAGGCUUCAGACUACACACAGGACCGCUACCAGAACAGUACAGACUGAUGCACAUACAGCCUCCAAAGAAGAAGAGCAAACACAAGCACAAACACCAUCGACCACAGGACCCGUUACCACAAGAAACUCCAUCAGACACUGAUCCCAAGAAGAAGAAGAAGAAGCGGGACGACGAUCCCGACCGCAAGAAAAAGAAGAAAGACAAGAAAAAGAAGAAGAACCGCCACAGUCCCGACCACCCCGGCCUUGCUGGAUCACAACCCAACAGCAACAGCCUCAGAUAGACAGGAGCCCACUGUGUGCAUGCCUGUGUUUGAAUGUGUGUGUGACUGUACAUUUUGUAGGAGGAUGUGUGUGUGUGUGUGUGUGUGUGUGUGUGUGUGUGUGUGUGUUUGUUUUACAAAUAAUUGUAUUAUUGGGAGUAUGUUUACUGAGAGAGGGGAUGAAUCAUGUAAAAUGCUUGUAUGAUGUGUGUGAGCGUGAAAGAAGCAGCGACAUAGUGGAUGUGUGUGAUGAGAGAAAGAAAUGUUACAGAACAGUGUAAAAAGGCAGAGAGCCACUAAAGAGCUGUGUGGUGUUAUGUAUGACUGAGCAGGCACCGUAUGUAUGUCCCUCUUUGAUUUUGUUGUGAUAUCUUUUGACCAUAAUGCCAAAAUCAAAUAAACUUUGGUUAUUAUC